This is a messenger RNA of Pan troglodytes (chimpanzee), 4119 nucleotides long. It is a transcript of the gene C16H16orf96, whose product is annotated as chromosome 16 C16orf96 homolog. The record is from RefSeq and is a predicted model, not a curated record. Lineage: Eukaryota; Metazoa; Chordata; Mammalia; Primates; Hominidae.
GGAACCACUGAAAGCUACCCCUUGUCCUUGAGGACGCCUGGAACCCCAGCCCCACUGACCCACACUGGCAGGAUGAGCUUCUCACUCACGUUCACCGAGCUGGCCGACAUCGCCAUCCCACAGUGCGGGGUGCUGAACUUCAAGGCCCUGCACCUCCUGCUGCACGGCAUCUUGGAGCACAUCCACAUGGCCGAGCUCAAGAAAGUCCUCUCAGGCGAUGAGGACUUCCUGCAGACCUCGCAGGUGGUCAUGAUGCCCAGGGAAGGAGACGCCCACCCCAUCCUCAUCCCCAUGAAGAGGCUCAGCAAUGUCUUCGACCACGUGGUGAGCCGCCUCGACAAGUUGGAGAACCAGCUGGCCCUGCUGCAGGACCUGCCCUCCACCGCCCAGCUGCUGGAAGCCAGCCAGGGCACUGCCCGGCCCGUCCAGGACCUGUGGCAUCUGAUCAAGCUCCGGAAGAUGGUGGAGGGUCAUGAUGAAGUCAUGGCCAAGUCAAUGCAGACCCUGCAGGACUUGCUCACUGAUCUUCAUGCACUCCAGGUCACCAUCACAGCCCUCAGGAAAGAAGUGGACAUGCUGAAGAACAUGCUUGACAAGGUACACCCAGAAAGAAUGGACAUCUUUGCUGAAGACUUCAAAACACAGAACUGGAAGAUGGUUGCACUGCAGCGGGAAGUGGCUUCUCUCCAGAAUAAGUUUAAAACCAUCCCCAAAACCGAGGACAUGGUGCUCUGGAGUGGCCUCCCUGAUGCCAUGUUCACCUCAGAAAUUGGUUGAUCACCGCUGGACCUGUGGCAGUCUAUAGAGCAGCUCCCAGAGGCAGCCCUGGCCCAGACCACCGAGUACCUUGAAGCUACUCGUGCCAUCCAGGUCUCCGAGCCCGUCCAAAACCCCCAGCUACUGCAGACUGUCUGGCAUUAUGAGGUCUCAGAGCUCCUCCCGGAGGGCUCAUCUGCCCAAGCAGUUUCACUCAGCAGAGCCCAGGAGCCAGCGCAGCCUCCGGCCCUCACGCCUGAGUCUGCACUUGGGUGCACAACUGAAUUUGCACCUGGGCCUGCACCUGGGACUGAACCUGUGCCAGGGCUGGAGGUGGGGCUGGAGCUGGAGCCUGUGCCUGCCCUGGGGCCUGUCCCAGCGACACCUGGGUCCUUGCCAGCACCUUGGCCUGUGCUUGGACCUGUGCCUGCCCCAGGUGCCCAGCCUCCACCACCGGGAGACUGGCCUGCACUCCCAAGACGCUGGCCUCUUCCCCAAGGCUGGCCCAGGGUGGGCUCUUGGCCUCUGUGGGACUUAGGUGUCCUGCGGCCAACUCAGCCCCAACCCUCCAGGGCCCCACCACCAGCCACUGAGUUUGGCUCAGUGUGGCCUCGACCACUCCAGCCAUAUCAGUCUCGCCAGGGAGAAGCCCUCCAGCUCGCAGCUGUCCAAGUAAAGGGGGAGGAAAAUGAUGUCCCCAGCCUAAGGGGCCUUCGGGAGAGGGCCCGCAAGGAUGGGGCCCCCAAGGAUAGAACUCGCAAGGAUGGGGUCCCCAAAGAUAGAGGUGGCAAGGAUGUGGACCCCAAGGAUAGAGCUCACAAGGAUGAUGUCCCCAAAGAUAGAGGUGGCAAGGAUGGGGACCCCAAGGAUAGAGUUGGCAAGGAUGGGGCCCCCAAGGAAGCACAGCCUAAGGCUCCCCAGUCUGCCCUUCACCGGCUGAAAACCACCGCUGCCAUCGCCGCCGCUGCCGCCGCAGCCUACGCCGCUGCCACAUCCUCCGCUGCCCAGGCAGCCAAGGUUGCUGCCAAGUUUGUCAAGGAUGCCCCAGCCACCAAAAUGGCCGCCAUUGCAACAGACACGGCUGCAGCUGGGCCCCUAGGGGUCUUUGCAGAUGUCCUGGGUGCAGGGCCUUCCCGGGAAGCCACAGAAUCCCAGAUCUUGGGCGAUGAUUCCGAAAUCUACAAAAUCCUCUCUCCCUCCUACUCUGCUGCCAGCAUCGGUCCCGAUCCAGCCCUGUCCCAGGCCAUGGUGGCUGCCAAGCAGGCCAUGAGCCCUGAAGACAAGAAGAGGGCUGUCAAGUAUUCCAUGAGCCACAUAGCCCAGAUACCUGUCAAACACGACUCUCUGAAGGAAGAAUUUGCCCAGCUGUCCUGUAACCUGAACCAGCACUUGAGUUAUCUAGCCAAUAUGGGAGGUCCUUCCAGCCUCGGGACAACAGUGGACAUAGUGCAGAAAAAGAUUGGCAGCCUCCAGAAAUCUAGGCUCAAGGAGGAAGAACUUGAGAGAAUUUGGGGCAACCAAAUAGAGAUGAUGAAGGAUCGCUACAUCACUUUGGACAAGGCGGUGGAGAACCUGCAGAUUCGCAUGGAUGAGUUCAAGACUCUCCAGGCUCAAAUCAAAAGACUGGAAAUGAACAAGGUGAAUAAGAGCACGAUGGAGGAGGAGCUGAGAGAGAAAGCUGACAGGAGUGCCCUGGCAGGCAAGGCAAGCCGAGUUGACCUGGAGACUGUGGCCUUGGAGCUGAACGAGAUGAUUCAGGGCAUGCUCUUCAAGGUCACGAUCCAUGAGGACAGCUGGAAGAAGGCUGUGGAGGAGCUCAGCAAGGAUGUGAACACCAAGUUAGUCCACAGUGAUCUGGAUCCCUUGAAGAAAGAAAUGGAAGAGGUCUGGAAAAUCGUCCGGAAGCUGCUGAUUGAGGGCUUAAGAUUGGAUCCUGACAGUGCUGCUGGCUUUAGGAGGAAGCUGUUCAAGCGUGUGAAGUGCAUCUCCUGUGACCGGCCUGUGGAGAUGAUGACUGGCCCACAGCUGAUCACCAUCCGCAAAGCCCACCUGCUGUCCCGGCUGCGGCCAGCCAGCGCCAACAGCUACGAGUACUUGCAGCGGCAACAGAUGAGGGAACAGCAGCGGCUGCAGCUCCAGGACCUCGGUAUCCAGGAGGAUUGUCAGCAGGACUGGGGUGAUGGCCCCCAAAACGCCACCAGCCUCAAGUGCAAGUCCUGCAACCUGUUGACGCUCUAUCCCUACGGGGAUCCCCACGUGAUCCACUAUGACAGCGCCGAGGUGGACAUCCUGGGCGUGGAUGGGAUCCUGUACAAAGGCCGCGUGAACAGCCAGCGUGGGGCUCAGCCCUUGGCCAUCGCAAAGGAGCUGGCAGCUGUGAAGGCUCCAUGUCCCCCGUCACAAAGCCUGUAUGACCGUGUGCACUCCAGUGCCCUAUUUGGCGCCAUCUGCCGCCCCCUGUGCCCCUGCUCCAGUGCCUGCUCAGCUGUCUCGGGCCCUCACCCGACAAUGCCAGCUCGACCACCUUCCCUGCCACCUCUGCCGCUGCUGCCGCCGCUGAUUCCAUCCCUAAGGGACCCCCAGCAGGCCCCAGGGUCCACCAGGCUCUCAAGAGCUCCACACAUUGAGUCCCGAGUCGGCUGGAAGCCCCCCGAGGAGCCCGCCAACCCGUAAGCCCCACCCCGCUGCGCCCCCCCAUCGCCAAGUCCCCUCCACGUCCGAGGCUGAGGCCCAUGCGCCCCCCCCAACCCCUACCAAAUCCCCUCCACAUCCGAGGCUGAGACCCAUAUGCCCCCCCUACCCCAACCAAGUCCCAUCCCCAGCUGAGACCCAGGGCUCUGAGCCUGGCCCAGAAAGGGUGCUGGGGCCCUGGAGAGAGGGGAGGGGUCUGUGUAGGGGACCCCCAUGCUGACCCAGUGGCUGUUUUAUCCUGUGCAUAUAAAUACAAACAGCACAGUGCACAUUCUCAUUCUACAUUGUCAUAUAAACACAGCUUUCUAGAGUGAAUUUUCCAACAAGCCAAUUUAAUUCCUUGAUCCAUUUUCAAUACAACACCAAGUGGUUUGAAAAACACUUUUCCAGCCGGGCACAGUGGCUCACGCCUGUAAUCUCAACACUCUGGGAGGCCGAGGUGGGCGGAUCACCUGAGGUCAGGAGUUUGAGACCAGCCUGGCCAACAUGGUGAAACCCCAUCUCUAUUAAAAAUACAAAAAUUAGCCGGGCGUGGUGGUGGGCACCUGUAAUUUCAGCCACUUUGGAGGCUGAGACAGGAGAAUCACUUGAAUCCAGGAGGUGGAGGUUUCAGUGAGCCGAGAUGGCACCACUGCAUUCCAGCCUGGGCAACAAAGAGCGAAACUCAAUCUC